Molecule: messenger RNA, 4711 nt
Organism: Hyaena hyaena (striped hyena)
Lineage: Eukaryota; Metazoa; Chordata; Mammalia; Carnivora; Hyaenidae
Gene: OTUD5
Product: OTU deubiquitinase 5
Exons: 9
Coding region: 745-2448 (567 amino acids)
Biological process (GO): protein deubiquitination
Molecular function (GO): K63-linked deubiquitinase activity; cysteine-type deubiquitinase activity
Source: RefSeq, a predicted model, not a curated record
UGAUAUUUUCCAGUCAGUCCGGCUGACUGCGGCCAGGCUGGAAGCCUGGCAGGGAGGCGCUUUCAAGUUGUUGUGCGUGGGGUCGGCCACGCUGUCCUGUGGCAGUACUUCCGCCUGCAAGUCAGAGCCUCGGGAAGAGAAGAGCGCUACAGGGCGGACGACAGAAGAAAGGCAAGGAACGAGAGUGCAGACUUUGACUGAAAUCUUAGACGGAGGGCACUGGAGGGCGAUCACUCGCUUCUGAUUGGCCCGUGGGUGUUAUCGUAGACCCACGCAGCUGCUUCGAUUGGUUGGUGCCCGCAAUUGUUUUGGCGGCAGUGAAGAUUUUGCCCACGUACUUCCGAAGGAGAGGCGGGGCUGUGCCCCGGCGCGCGUGCGCAGCGCCCCGGGGCCCCACCCGGUAGUUCAAGAACCUGCGAGGGGGCGGGGCGAAGAGGUGCUUGUUUUGGUUCUGUUUCCUUUGAAGCGGCAGGCCGGAACGAGCGAGCAUAGCAGUAAACCUGUUGGACUUGGAGAGAAGGCUACGACAAACUCGCUGCGGUGUCUUCAUCUAGGACUUCACAUCCGGGUUUUCCUGCCCCGUGAUCUGCGCGCCACCGACGAUUCUCGAACCGGUGCCUCAAUCUCUUUAUCCGGGUCCCGCUGAUCCCGUCGUGCUUCGCGCACCACAGUAGCCCCCUCAUCCGGGUCUUCUCCCAGCGUGCCACGCGCCGGGUUUGCUGGGGGGUACUUGGCGGUGCCGCCAUGACUAUUCUCCCCAAAAAGAAGCCGCCGCCUCCCGACGCCGACCCCGCCAACGAACCGCCGCCGCCCGGGCCGCUGCCCCCGGCGCCGCGUCGCGGCGGGGGUGUGGGCGUGGGCGGCGGCGGCACGGGUGUGGGCGGUGGCGACCGCGACCGUGACUCGGGCGUCGUGGGGCCCCGUUCCAGGGCCUCUCCACCGCCGCAGGGCCCGCUACCGGGGCCGCCGGGAGCGCUUCACCGCUGGGCGCUGGCCGUGCCGCCUGGCGCUGUGGCGGGUCCGCGACCACAGCAGGCCUCUCCUCCUCCUUGCGGGGGCCCUGUUGGUCCCGGCGGUGGUCCCGGUGACGCGCUGGGCUCACCAGCGGCGGGCGUGGGCGCGGCGGGCGUGGUGGUGGGCGUGGGCGGAACCGUAGGCGUGGGCGGUUGCUGCUCGGGGCCGGGCCACAGCAAGCGGCGGCGUCAAGCGCCCGGGGUCGGAGCGGUUGGCGGGGGCAGCCCGGAGCGUGAGGAGGUCGGCGCGGGUUACAACAGUGAGGACGAGUAUGAAGCUGCUGCAGCUCGCAUCGAGGCUAUGGACCCUGCAACCGUUGAGCAGCAGGAGCACUGGUUUGAAAAGGCCCUGAGGGACAAGAAGGGCUUCAUCAUCAAGCAGAUGAAGGAGGACGGCGCCUGUCUCUUCCGGGCUGUAGCUGACCAGGUAUAUGGAGACCAGGACAUGCAUGAGGUUGUGCGAAAGCAUUGCAUGGACUAUCUGAUGAAGAAUGCUGACUACUUCUCCAACUAUGUCACAGAGGACUUCACCACCUACAUCAACAGGAAGCGGAAAAACAAUUGCCAUGGCAACCACAUUGAGAUGCAGGCCAUGGCAGAGAUGUACAACCGGCCCGUGGAGGUGUACCAGUACAGCACAGAACCCAUUAACACAUUCCAUGGGAUCCAUCAAAAUGAGGAUGAACCCAUUCGCGUCAGCUACCAUCGGAAUAUCCACUACAAUUCAGUGGUGAAUCCCAACAAGGCUACCAUUGGUGUGGGGCUAGGCCUGCCAUCAUUCAAACCGGGGUUUGCAGAGCAGUCCCUGAUGAAGAAUGCCAUAAAAACAUCAGAGGAGUCAUGGAUUGAACAGCAGAUGCUGGAAGACAAGAAGCGGGCCACAGACUGGGAGGCCACAAAUGAGGCCAUUGAGGAACAAGUGGCUCGGGAAUCCUACCUGCAGUGGCUACGGGAUCAAGAGAAACAGGCCCGCCAGGUCCGCGGCCCCAGCCAGCCCCGGAAAGCCAGUGCUACGUGCAGUUCUGCCACAGCAGCAGCCUCCAGUGGCCUAGAGGAGUGGACCAAUAGGUCCCCACGGCAGCGGAGUUCAGCCUCUUCACCCGAGCACCCUGAGCUGCACACCGAGUUGGGCAUCAAGCCCCCUUCCCCAGGCACUGUCUUAGCUCUUGCCAAACCUCCUUCACCCUGUGCACCAGGUACAAGCAGCCAGUUCUCGGCAGGGGCUGACCGGGCUACUCCCCCUCUCGUGUCCCUCUACCCUGCUCUGGAGUGCCGGGCCCUCAUUCAGCAGAUGUCCCCCUCUGCGUUUGCAGGUCUGAAUGACUGGGAUGAUGAUGAGAUCCUAGCAUCGGUGCUGGCAGUGUCCCAACAGGAAUACCUAGACAGUAUGAAGAAAAACAAAGUGCACAGAGAUCCACCCCCAGACAAGAGUUGAUGGAGACCCAGAGACUGGAGACCAUCUCCCGACCCCCACCACUCCUGCCCUCCGGUGCCGACCCACCUUCUUUGGCUUUCUUCCCUCUUGCCUUCUUCCCUCUCUCCCUUCUUUUCCCUCUUCCCCACUUCCCUCUGGCUGACCCACCACUGCGCCCCCUCUCAUCGCUGCCACCACCACCAUCACCCGUCUCUUCGCCAGCUGACGUGCCCUGUUGCCCCCUGCACAGCACCAUCCCUGCAUUCCACAGGGGACUUGGGCAAGGGUGCCGAACAUAGGCGAGAGGCAUACAGAGACAAACCAACUGGCAGCCAGGCAGUCCCCGAGGAGAAACAUUCAGACAGAGGAAAGUCUCCCUGCCCCCCCUCACCCCCCUAUUCCUUCCAAGUUCAGAGAAACUUGUUACCCCCACCUCCACAAUGAUGCUGGGAAGGUGCGAGGAAGAAGUGGCAGUUCCCCUUCCCAGUACCCCAAGAAUGUCUGAGCCUUCAAUGUUGAAUUUUUUUCUUUAUUAAAAUGUACUUUUAUCUUAUAAAAUCAACCAAUCCAAAAUGAUGUAGACAACAGCAUUGGCUCUGUGAAGGUGGCAUCUCUGGUUUGGGAGCAGGCAGGCCAUGGGCCACAGAGGGGGCACAAAGAUGUGGUUGCUGUCUCUGGCCUCCAGCUCUGUGGAGGUGGGCAGGUUCUAGAGUGUGAGUCGGGGCAGGGUGGGGGGCAGGGGGGCAGGUGUCAAAAUGGGCUUUGGACACUGAGACUCUGACCUCGCUGCAUUCCUAUUGCUUCCACACCACCACCACUAUCACCACCAGUCUCUUUGGAAUCUUGGGCUGGGAGGCACCUUUGAGGAUCAUGGCAGCCACCGCCUGCCCAGGAUUUGAGUGUGGGGAGUGGGAGCAGCCUCAGCAGAUGAGGCACCUGUGCCCUGCAGGUAUUGACAAGAUCCACCAUAUGUAAUGUCCUUGGCACAAUAAAACCAAAUGUCAGUUUCCCCUGAGCGCCUCUGUUCUGUGUGGGGCACGGGGUGGGUGGGGCUCUGGGCAGAGGCGGUGAUGGCAAUAGGCCUUGGCUUGACCUCUGAGGGCUGCAUGCUCUCCAGUAGGGUAUUUCUGCAGGCCCAGAGUUCAUAUUUGAUUCACUGCUUACUAAACCAACUUCUGGGCCUGUUCCCACCAUGAAAGUUCCAUCUUUGCCUGCUGCCCCUGCCUCAGUACUGGCGCAUGUAGCCUGCCCACCUUGUGUCCUGGGGUGUGAUGGGAGCAGGGAGUCGACUAUGAGCUUGAGGGCUGGGACUGAACUUUCAAUUACUCUGCCUGCCUCCUUGCCUAUAUAUGUUUGCCCUUUCCUUGUGAUCUUUGAUGAGGAAAUGCUUUGCAAAGGCACAACAGAGGCUUCAUAUCAAUGUAAGCUUAGUGGAAUUGACUGGUGGGGCCUCCUGGGUUUAAGGAAUAUUAAACCCUUUCUUACUGAUGUCCCCCAGUCUUCUGACCCCUUUCCCUGCCUUUCCUUGGGGUAAAGUCAAGGCAGAGAAGGAUGGCUGGCCCCCACAUUUUGUCAAGAAUGAUUUUGUUUUUGUUUUUUUGCCAUGCCUCACUAAUGGGGCCCCUGUGGAAGGGUGCAUGUCCAGGUCUGCCAGUGAGGGCAUGGCUGGCCAGGUGGCCACCUGUGGGGUGUCUGUGGAAUCCACUGGUUAUGCAUGCAGAUGUUGGAGAGUUGGUUUGAAACCUACCUGGUUUUCUCUAGCUGUGUGGCCUUGGUCAAAUCACAGGCUCCCUGAGUUUCAAGGGUCCCACCACGUGUACAACAGGAGUGAUUAAUGUCUACUACCUCACACUCUCUCUGGUUGUGAGCAUGGAGAGGGAAUGCAUGUGGUCAACAUAAGGUAUGAUGGCACGGUGCCUGGCACAUUCUGAGAGCUCAGAUGUUAGAGUAUUUAUUCUAAUGUUGAACUUUCUGCACCAUUUGGCCCCUGCCUACCUCUUCUUGCUGCUCUGUCCAGUUUCAUUGGCCUCUGCCUGGAAUUUGCCCUUCCCCUGUCCUGAGCCCCCAACCUUGUCCUUCAAGAUGGGUAGAAAGUCACCUUAUGAGAAGCCCUGUGUGACUCCAUCCACAUUCUCACUUCUAUCCACAAAUGUGUCUUUACUCCUUCCCCAAUAACUGUGCAAGGGCUGUGAUGCCUGACUUAAUCUGUGUAUCUCUAAUAUCUGCACCCCUGCCAGGGCCUGGCAGGCUUACAGUAGACCCCUAAUAAAUAUUGGAUGAAUAA